GCUCUACGUCUCAUUGCCCAAAGUUCCCCUGUUGUAUAAAUGCCAUUGAGUUACAAACUGAGAGUAUCAGAAGCUGAGAUUUAUGCUGCCAUCAGAUGUCAGAGAUGGGGUCCUGCCUGCCUCACCUUUCUCCCCAGUUGCUGCUCUCUCUUCUGGGUUGGAGUCUGAGCUGCUGUCCUUUCUUGGGAGCAGCAGUCUCUCCAUCUUCAGGGCCCCGUGUCAGGCCCAGCUACAGUUUUGGCCGGACUUUUUUGGGACUUGAUAAAUGCAAUGCCUGCAUUGGGACAUCAAUUUGCAAGAAAUUCUUUAAAGAAGAAAUAAGGUUUGACAGCUGGCUUUCUUCCAAUUUAAAACUCCCUCCCAACUACCUCUCCUGCUACUCUGGGAACUACUCUGAUGAUUCCAAAAGUUGGCGGCCAGUUGAGAUCUCCAGAUUAACCACAAAAUAUCAGCACGACCAAUCUGACAAGAGAAUUUGUACUUCCCUUAUCCACACUAAGAGCUGCAGUAUUGAGAGAGCCUUAUGGAAGACAGAAAGGUUUCAGAAAUGGCUGAAAGCAAAACGCCUCACCCCUGACUUGGUUCAGGGUCUGCAUACACCAAUGCUCCGUUGUCCAUCUCAGCGACUCCUAGACCGAAUAGUGCGCCGAUAUGCUGAAGUACCAGAUGCAGGGAGCAUUUUCAUGGACCAUUUCACAGACCGGGAUAAACUGCGCCUUCUCUACACACUGUCAGUUAAUGCUCAUCCCAUCAUGUUACAGAUUUUUCCUGGAGCAGAAGGCUGGCCAUUUCCAAAAUACUUGGGGUCCUGUGGUCGGUUGAUAGUUACUACCAGCACCAGACCCCUGAAGGCUUUCUACGGCACAACGCCUGAAGUGGCAGCAGAUUUGGCUCUUCAGCUCCUUGCUAUCCUUGAGUCCAUGGCAAAUAAUGAUCUGAGCUAUUUCUUCUACUUUACUCAUGUCGAUACUGGCACGUUUGGCGUUUUCAGUGAUGGACAUCUGUUCAUCCGAGAUGCCAGCACUCUGGGAGUCAUUGACAAGCAGGAAGGUAGCCAAUGGAUGGAUGGACAAGAGGAAGAGAAGGAUAUUUUUAGUUGCUUGGUGACCAAUUGCCAAUCUGUGGUCCCCUCCUGUAAUUCCAUCAAGCAUACCCAGAGCCUCAGCAUAGUGUGCGCAGAACUUCUAUCUAAGCUCUUAAAAAAAACGUUUCUAUCUCCUGUGCAAAAGAAGAUCGACGAGGCUCUGAAUAUCUGUGCAGACAGCUCUCUCACCAACGAAGAGAUUGUCCUGGCAGCUCAGGAGCUAGUUGGCGUUUUGAAACCUCUAAGGACCUGUGAUUCCCAUUUUACCUACCGCUAUCCUGACUGCAAAUAUAGUGUCAAUCCCUGAAGAAAAUGUUUUGCUGGGAUCUCAAAGCUAUUCUCCACAUGUCUCUCCUGCCUUUUGAAGUUACAAGAACUGGAAUUAUUCAGUCCACAGGGACAUGAACACUUUUCCACUCUGCUAAUGUACCAUGGCCACACUUUGUAGCUCGGUUGGGUUAGCAGUUUUCAAAAGCUCUCAAAGUUAGCUUCGUAGCACCUAUGUGGCAAUGCAGGACCCUGAGCCACUUAUUUAUUUUCUAUGUUCUAACACCUCUUGUUUACUUCACCCAAAUGUACAGUAUUGCUUGCAUACAAGCUAGUUGCUGCAGACCAUGGCAUUUCUAGAUUUUUUUCCCAGAAGUGCAUUGGGCCAAAGAUACAAUUUUAGUUAUUUUUACUGAGUCAGCUGCAUAGAGAGCAAUUAUUGAAUAACUAUCAAAUGACUUUCCUGAUUGCUGGCUGGAAAUUGAAUCUUUUGUCUUUUUCAGGAAAGCAGAGACUUACUAGGAAUUGCCAUUAUUUUGGGUCACUCUUUUUUCCCCAGCUGUAGUGGUAAGUUAGGUUUGUAGCCAAGUAUGGAUUUGACUAAUUUUCUGUUUGAGAUCAUGAUUUGCAUCUCUAUUAUUUCUGGGUUGAUUUUUGGGGAUCAAUAGUUUACAGGAGGCUACUUGGGCUUCACCAUCUGGUUGCUUUCACUUCACCUUCUUUUACCACAGGUACAUUAAAUCUUCUUGUUCUCUAGUCUA
Molecule: messenger RNA, 2112 nt
Organism: Anolis sagrei ordinatus
Lineage: Eukaryota; Metazoa; Chordata; Lepidosauria; Squamata; Anolidae
Gene: DIPK2B
Product: divergent protein kinase domain 2B
Source: RefSeq, a predicted model, not a curated record